AAAAUGAAGUCAAGGAGGACAUUGGACAGUGGAUGAAUCACUUGAAAACGCAGAAUAAUCCGGAUUGGCUCGUAGUCGUAAUGGAAGGAAGUGAUUCCCGGAAGUCGAACAAGUUACUUCCUCGCGCCACAGUGUUUGACAAGAUACGGAGUGAUUUCGCGUCGAAACACCCUGAGAGGUGUGUUUCCAUCUCGGAUCCCUCGAAGUCAGAUGCUCGGACCGCUGAGGCCUGGCAAACCCUGCUUUUUCGAAUUCGACAAUUGUCCUUGGCUGGACUCACUCGGAUUCUUACGAAGUUUGAGGAGGAAAUGCGAGGUCAAAGGGAGAGACGAGUGGAUCCAUCUUGGGAAUUCUGCCAGUAUUUCUUGAUGCAAGAAGAACUAGCCUUAGUUUAUGAAAUGCUAGGUCUGGAUGAAGAUGCGCUCGUGCAAUAUGAUGAGUUGGAUGCCCUGUUCACCCAGUUCAUUAUCAAUGCUGGUGCUGGAGAUAUUCCGAACUGGAUGCAUUCCUUUGCGCAACCUCCCGAAAAUUGGGAUGGAGUGCGACUGGGUGGAAUCCGGCGAAUAACGGCUAAACGUCGCGGAGGAAAUUUAUCUCCGUCCUCUCCGGUUCGGUUGAGGAACCAAGAAAGUGCUCGAAGGUUUCUAGAAGGAGUUCGCACGGACAUAGUUGAAAAUGAUGUUUCGUUGCUACAGUUCAGGAAUUACCUCUUCAGUCGCCAGUGCUCUCUUCUUUUGGGA
Molecule: messenger RNA, 740 nt
Organism: Notodromas monacha
Lineage: Eukaryota; Metazoa; Arthropoda; Ostracoda; Podocopida; Cyprididae
Source: the annotation of a GenBank genome assembly